Messenger RNA from Cyprinus carpio (common carp), 1231 nucleotides. RefSeq names its product C->U-editing enzyme APOBEC-2-like. NCBI's taxonomy places the organism in Eukaryota, Metazoa, Chordata, Actinopteri, Cypriniformes, Cyprinidae. The record is from RefSeq and is a predicted model, not a curated record. Gene Ontology annotation, cellular component: nucleus; cytoplasm. Gene Ontology annotation, molecular function: cytidine deaminase activity; RNA binding. Gene Ontology annotation, biological process: cytidine to uridine editing.
UUAGCAUGGAAACAAGAGAGCAGCUGCCCUUCAGUCUCCUCCCUCUCUGACCAGCUCCUGUUUGUGACAGAGUUAUCUUUGUCUUCAUCUUUAACUCUCAGACUCUCAGGAACAUAUUCAGGCUGUCAUCUCUCUGACUCACAAACUAAAUCAACAGCACCCUUCACACGCUCACAGCUAGCAGACUCAUUUCAUCGCACAGCUAAGUCAUGGCGGACAGAAAGGACAGCAAGAUCCCCAGUAAAGGCGGCAUGAUAAAGAAGAAAGAAAAGAAAGUGGAGAAAGUAGAGAAUAAACCUGAAAAGGAGAAAGAAAAGAACAAAGAUAAAGGUGAAAAUGCGACAAAGAAGCCAGAGAAGACCCCAGAAAAUCAGCAAAUAAAUGAGGAGACGCCUCAAGGAAAUGGGGAAGUAGCAGAAGGUGCCAAAGGCCCUGUCAAAGAUGAGGAGUUUGAGCUGGAGCCCAUGGAGCUGCCUCCAUUCGAGAUCAUUAUAGGAGACAGAAUGAACCCAACCUUCUUUAAGUUCCAGUUUAAAAAUGUGGAAUAUUCCUCCGGACGCAACAAGACCUUCCUGUGCUACCAGGUUGACAUUCAAGGAGGCACUGGAGAGACAGAAGGCCUUCGCGGUUACCUGGAAGAUGAGCAUUUGGGUUCACACGCUGAAGAGGCCUUCUUUCAACAGGUGCUGGCCUAUUAUGACAAGUCACUCCACUACACAGUGACCUGGUACACGUCCUCGAGCCCUUGCGCAGCCUGCGCUGCUAAGCUCGUAGAGAUCUUGCGAGCACGCAAGACAAUGCGCCUUAAUAUCCACUGCUCCCGUCUCUUUCAGUGGGAGGAACCAGAGAUACGGGCCGGACUUCAGGCGCUAGUUAGAGCAGGGUGUAAAAUACGCAUGAUGAGGCCUGUGGAUUUUGCGUAUGUUUGGUCUACGUUCGUUGAGAACGAGGAAGAUAACUUUACACCGUGGGAGGACUGUCAAGAUAGCUAUGAUUAUUACGAUGAGAGGUUGUGUGAUAUUUUAAAGUAGGGUAAGGAGCCGCAGCUGGCCUCUGAUUAAGACUGUUAAGAACAGCCUAGGCACCGCCUUUAAGCAAAUUUAGUCAUUAAAAGCGAAUUAUUACAAUGUCCCUGUAAUUACAACAGCAUUGUUUUCUCUGUCAACACUAUUCAUCCUGUAAAAUCACUUUGUUGACCUUAUUGAUUUUAAACUUAAGAUAAUGAAUUCAA